Apiotrichum porosum is the source of this 1365-nucleotide messenger RNA. RefSeq lists its product as uncharacterized. The transcript has 5 exons. Gene Ontology annotation, molecular function: nucleotide binding. The record is from RefSeq and is a predicted model, not a curated record. Bases 1 to 1365 code for a protein of 454 amino acids. Lineage: Eukaryota; Fungi; Basidiomycota; Tremellomycetes; Trichosporonales; Trichosporonaceae.
AUGACUGUUACCAUCAGCGACGACAAGCCCACGACGCUCAUCAUCCUUGGCGGCGGACAGCGCGGUGUCAUCUACGCAAACUACGCGCUGCUGCACCCGGACAAGGCGCGGGUCGUGGCCGUCGCGGACCCGCGGGAGGUACGGCGCAAGAUAUUCGCCAGGUCGCACCGGCUCACGCCCGACCAGCUGUUUUCAGACUGGACGCAGGUCGCCGCCCGGCCCAAGUUUGCCGACGCGGUGAUCGUCGCUGUCCUUGACCAGAUGCAUUCGCCCGUCGUCGCGGCGUUUGCGCAGCUGGGGUACCACAUCCUGUGCGAAAAGCCCAUGGCGACGAGCGUCGCCGACUGCGUGCGCAUGGUGCGCCAGGUGUCUGCCGCGGGCGUCAUCUUCACCGUUGGCCAUGUGCUCCGGUACUCCAACUAUUCGCGGCUCGUCAAGCAGGUGAUCGACUCGGGCGCACUCGGCGACAUUAUCAACAUCCAGCACAUGAACCCCGUGGGCAACGAGCAUUUCGCACACAGCUACGUCCGUGGGAACUGGGGACGCGAGGCCACAAGCUCGUUUUCCCUCCUGACAAAGUGCUGCCACGACCUCGACGUGCUCUCGUUCUACCUCUCUGGCCUGCCUGUCAGGCGCGUGUCGUCGUUUGGCUCACUGGCGCACUUCAACCAGAAGAACAAGCCGGCCGCAGCGGGCGCCGCCACCCGAUGCCUCCAGUGUCCGGCCCAGGACGAGUGUGUGUGGAGCGCCAAGAAGAUCUACCUCGACGCAUUCGACCCGGCCACGGCGUCGGGCCGUCGUCUGAACUGGUCUAAAAAGGUCAUGCACGAUGCCGACGUGACGUAUCCCAACGUCCAGGCGCGGCUCGAGUCGGGCCCCUACGGCCGGUGCGUGUACGAGGCCGACAAUGACGUGGUGGACCACCAGGUCGUGCUGCUCGAGUACGCCGGCGGCGUGACGGCCACCAUGACCAUGAGCGCGUUCAGCGAGGCCAAGUGCGACCGCCGCACCGUCAUACAGGGGACAAAGGGCGAGCUGGACGGCGACGCAUUGACCUUUACCGUGUUCGACUUUGCCACGCGCAACAAGCGCACAUACUACCCGCCCAAGCCCGAGGACGGGCACUGUCGGCGCGACCAGGGCCUGGCGUCGACGUUCUGCCGCGCCAUCACGCAGCUCGACCAGACGUGCUUGGGCGUCACGCCCGAGGACAUUCUCGACUCGCACUUGCUGGUCUUUGCAGCGGAACAGGCGCGGCUCGAGGGCCGGAUUGUGGAUUUCGACCAGUUCAAGGCCGGGGUGGUGGCCAACGAGAAGGCCGGGGCCGGGGCCGGGGCUGAUCAGCCCUUGUCGCUGAGCUGGUAG